Messenger RNA from Cladocopium goreaui, 2619 nucleotides. The record is from the annotation of a GenBank genome assembly. Lineage: Eukaryota; Dinophyceae; Suessiales; Symbiodiniaceae.
AUGCUGUUUUUGAACGACAACCAGUUGACUGAACUGCCUGAGUCAAUGGGCCAAUUGCGAUCGCUCACGCGCCUGAAUGCCGGUGGGAACCAGUUGGCUGCUUUGCCGGUGUCCGUUAGUCAGUUGCCAUCCUUAAUUGAGCUUCGGUUGAAUAACAAUUACCUGACCAUGCUCCCAGACUCCGUUGGACAGAUGAAGACACUGACUUCCUUGUAUCUGAAAUCGAAUCAACUGACUUCCCUGCCCGAAUCGAUUGGGCAGCUGCGGCACCUAUCGACUCUGAAUUUGGACGGCAAUCAGUUGACUAUUUUUCCAGAGGCGAUUGCAGAUUUGCAAUGGCUGAAGCAACUCCGCAUAGCAGGCAAUCGGCUCACAUCAUUGCCUGAGUCAAUUGGAAAGCUGCAAUCGCUCCGAAAAUUGGACAUACACUCCAAUAAGUUGACUUUAUUGCCUGAAUCCAUUUCACAUUUGCAGGAGCUCCUCUACCUGCACCUGCAGAACAACCAGCUGACCUCACUUCCUGAUUCGAUAGGCAACUUAACACUCUUGCGAAUUUUCAGUUUAGAUUCCAAUCGAUUGAGCUCAUUGCCUGAGUCCAUGGCAAAUUUGAGCCUACUGAGUUUGUACUUAGAUUCUAAUAGGUUGACGUCAAUACCACGCUUAAAUUCGCCAAACUUGCUGGAAUUGAGGGCUGCCAAGAACCAGCUAAGAACGUUGCCAGAUUUAGGCAACAAGAUGCGUCUGCAAGUGCUUUCUUUGCAUGACAACUUCUUGGAACAACUUUCACACAGCAGUACGUCUAUGAGCCGCUUGGAAGUUGCGUUGCUUCAUUCCAAUCGAAUCCGUGACUGUGCAGAGAUUUGUCGUCUUGGACUCAGUGUUCGUUUGAAGACACUCUACUUGCACCGCAAUGCGUUGGGCAAAGUACCGCCUUGCUUGAGCCAAUUCAGUUCUUUGGAGGUUCUGACCCUGCACAGUAACUUCUCGACUGGAGAAGUGCCGAAAAAUCUUGUUGGGCUUCCAAAUCUGAAUAUUCUCACCCUCCAUAGGAACAGACUCUAUGGUAAUCUUCCUCAAGAGCUUGUGACUGCGCCCAAGCUGUUCUUCUUUUCAGCGCACUCGAAUCAUUUGGUGGGCCCAAUCCCAGCAUUAAACCUCCGCAAAGACUGUGUCAAUGAUGCCUCUUUUGUGACUGACCACAGCACUUGUGAUGAUUUUGCCAUGUGGGCAUUGGAAUGUAAGAAGGCAGAAAUUGCAUUGCACUGUCCCAAGGCAUGCUUGAUGUGCGACAAUGCCAGUGCACGGGGUCCUGUUCUGUUGCUGCAUGACAAUCGGCUCUCAUGCAGCUUACCGGAAGAAGUGACUAGCUGGCCGGAAGCCAUGCGUUCGAUUUCCCUGGUUGGCAACAUGUUGGGAAAUGGAAGCCAUGCAUUGCCGGAUUGGAUACACACUUAUGAGCAUCAGCCCUUUCUGUACUUAUCGGAAAACACGGCGAGCGACAUCUUCAAACGGUCAAUGCUGCUGGCAUCAAUGUGCACAUUGGGCUGGCUGCUUUUGGUGGCUGGGGUAGGAGAAGAAAUGUCGUGGCUGGAAAGCUUUCUGAAGUUCAUUUAUAGUUGCUGUUGGUUGUGCAUCGUGGCUGUGUUAUCAUUCCCUUCUGUGGCAUAUGCAGUGGUGAGCGCCAUCCCUUUCAACAAUACCCUGAAGCUGUCAGCUUGGUGGCUGAAGUUUUUUCAUUACCAAGCUGCUUUGGUCAUGGUCUUGGUGGACAUGUUCAUCACUCCCAAAGCAGUUCGAUUUUUUGCAGAUGCCACCGGCAUACGAAGAUCCAUGUUAUUCAUGGCGGCGCGUUUGGGGACCAUGUGGUUGGCCGCAGUGCUGAGCACCAUCUAUUUGACCACGAAUUGUAUGAACGGCUGGACCCAGUUGUGGAAAGUUUGUGAUGACAGCACGGAAGACUACAAGCUCUUCAACAUCAGUCUAGGUGACAACCCGAUUCUUGAGCCCAAAGCGGACCUUUGCUCAGCAAAGGAGUCUUGGUGGAGUGACAGUGCGUGUCCACGUGCCGUGGUCAACACCAUGGCACCUCUGCUGGUAUCGAAGAUGAUUACCCGCGCCUUCCUGCAGCCCAUCAUCACCUUGCUCAGGUGGCAAAUGUCAUAUCCCGAAGGUGGACAGCUCUACAUGUUGCGCGGUCUAAUCUGUACCAGUCGUUCAUUGGAACCUGGGCAGCAGGCAAGUUUGUUGGUGACUUGGGCUGAAGUAGCUUUGCUGUGGGGAGCCUUUGUGCCUGUUCUGCUGCCAUCAGUGCUUUUGGCAACUGGAGCCAACAUGUUGAUGUGCAAAGUGGGGCACGGCCACUUUGGCGUGGAGCAUUUGGCCCAGGACAAGGCAGCAACCGGGAUGUCCCGAAGGUAUUUGCACGGCAGCUUGUGUGUCUUAGUGUGCUUCCAGAAUUGGUUUGCCUGGUCCAGUGGCAUGCAUGGCCGGUGGCUGCUCCUGCUGAUUGCGUUGAUUUAUGCACUUGAGCUGGGAGGUUUUCUGAGUUUUUGGCCUGAUCAGAGACGCAACAGGGUUGCCAUUUUAGAUGACAACCCUCCAGAUCCACCAGAGAGGUAG